Aricia agestis (brown argus) is the source of this 2130-nucleotide messenger RNA. RefSeq lists its product as uncharacterized. NCBI's taxonomy places the organism in Eukaryota, Metazoa, Arthropoda, Insecta, Lepidoptera, Lycaenidae. Bases 112 to 2031 code for a protein of 639 amino acids. The transcript is spliced from 9 exons. The record is from RefSeq and is a predicted model, not a curated record.
UUUCGUAAAGUUUUACAAUUUAUUUAUACUGAUUUUAAGUUAAUUUAACUAUUAUUUACAUAUGUCAUGUGUAUUUCAUAAAAAUACCCAUUAGAAUAGGAGUGAAUCGUUAUGGAAAAUAGAAGUGCAGCUGGCCUGAGACGCUCAGCAAUUGCUGAAAGAUUACGGCUUAGAGAGGAAUGGUCGGCUCUGAAGGAAAUAAACGAAGAACCAAUAACAUCUAGUCGUAAAAAUGCACUCACAAAGAAGCAGCCAAAUACUAAAAGUAAUAAAAUAUUUAAAGAAAGAACAAGAACCAGAUCCAGAGUUCCUGGCAAAGAAAAUUCACAGACCAGUUCACAGAUAACCACGAGCGAUGUUCUCCGCGGUGUUGUUGUGUUGGUGGAAGUGGGCUCGGAGUCCCGAGCGCUGGCGCUGCGGGCUGCGCUGUCUGCGCUGGGUGCAACAGUUGUGCCGGCCUGGAGCCCACUGGUCACUCAUCUAGUGUGGUCGGAAGGUGGGUGCCGCUCGGUCCGCGCUCGAGCGCGCGCCCUCGCCGCCCACGUGGUGUCCCCGCUGUGGGUGGAGGGGUGUGCGGGCGGGCGGCGCCUCCCCGAGCGCCUGUUCCCCGCCCCGCCCCGCCCCUCCGACCUGCCCUCGCCGGCCACGCUCAGGAGGAUGCUGGUCCGUGCUGAGCGCGAAAACAUACCACUAGCUAACCUGCUCUCCGACAGCCCCGAGCCGGCCAAGCGGCUGCGGGUGUCAGACGAGACCGACACCUCCCGGGAUACAUCCAAAGAUACCUCCAGGGACAAGUCUGAUGACACUCCAGGCGAGGCGGUCCGCGUGAACACGGCGCCGCGGCGCGCGCUGCCGAUGUCUACCAGCCCCGAGCCGACGGGCAAGUCCCGACGGAAACUGUUCACCAACCGGGAACUUGACGGGACCACCGAGGCCGAGUCCGAGGAGGACAAGACCCCAGCGCCGAAACAGACUAAAAUGACUCCGCGGCAGAGGAAGGAGUUGGCGACGGCCGAGCGCAUGGCGCGCCGCCUGCUCGCCCGCGGCACGCCCAAACACAGACAGACAGACACGGCGAUGAGGAUCGUUGUAACAGGCAUGUCACGUACAGAGCGACGAAUCAUAACGAAAGCGAUCAAGCAAUUGAACGGAGUGGUCCACAGCAAAGUUGACAAAAAAACUGACUGUGUGGUCCUGGGUUCAUGUUCCACACAGUGUCCAGAGAACUUAGCUGAUCUGUUUACCGAACAGCUAAAUAUUAAUAAGGGGAUUACGAACAUAUCUGGUGUAUGUGAAAUGAAUGUAAAGAAUGUAUGCAGGAAAGAUAUUUUGAUGCCUAAAAAACCUGAAGCGGAGCUGAGGACAAUAGAUUUGAUACAAGAACAAGUUCAAAAUGAAAAUAGAAGGUCAGAAUUGGCCCAACUACAAAAUAUAAGAUUAGAAUUGACCCCGGGAGCAGUGUUGACCCAGAGUGGUGUGAUCAGUCCGGAGAAACCCAGGACUGUGAACGCUCUGCUGGGAGCAGUGAGGGGCUGCAGAGUGCUGGGGGCUGCAUGGGUUUUGGACUCCGUGAGGCAGAACAGAUGGAUCCACCAUGUGGGGUAUGAGGUUAAACACCUCAUGAAGAUCUCACAGAAAGCGCGCGUCGAGCGUUCAGCGCUAGGGCGUAUGAAGCGCGAAUACGCGUACAACAUAUUCCGAGGUAUGUCUGUCCAUGUCACACGAGACGCGGAACAGAGGGUCGCCAUCUUACAACUCCUCACCAUGUGUGGCGCAGUCCUGACGGAUAAGCCAAGUUGCAAAACCGGCAUGACUCAAGUUGGCGGCACGCAAAAUGUUAGAUAUGGGCCUACAUUCAAUUAUAUGACACAAAAUGGCGGUUUCCAAAAUGGCGGAUUGACGCAAAAUGGCAUCCAAGAUGGCGCCGAUAUUACAAUAGGAGUCAACACAGGAGAGAUCUGCUCGAAGUGGGUUUUCGAUAGUAUAGCGGCGGCUAGGAUGAGAACUGUAAGGCGUUACAUAAAUAUUUAAGUGUUACAUAAAUAUUUCUUAGGGAACAAAUAUAAUGACCACCAUAAAAUGCUCCGAUACCCUAAGCUAUGAUAGCCAAAAAUAAUUACUAAACACCAA